Molecule: messenger RNA, 3070 nt
Organism: Sycon ciliatum
Lineage: Eukaryota; Metazoa; Porifera; Calcarea; Leucosolenida; Sycettidae
Product: membrane-bound transcription factor site-2 protease-like
Exons: 10
Coding region: 271-1758 (495 amino acids)
Biological process (GO): regulation of response to endoplasmic reticulum stress; membrane protein intracellular domain proteolysis
Cellular component (GO): cytoplasm; membrane
Molecular function (GO): metalloendopeptidase activity
Source: RefSeq, a predicted model, not a curated record
AUUGUACUUCAAAAACAAGAAUUACUUGAAGAAGGUCGAAGAAGGAGAUCAACAACAACACACCAACUACCCAGUCCUACGAUUUCAAUCAUUUGAGAUCUAGCUUGUUGAGUCGCCUCCACCCUGUAAUAAUGAGAUCCAGCUUGUGCGUUUAAUUGUCACGCGUUCGUGACCUUAGUCUCUGUUGCAAGGUAGCUUGGUGAGUUUGUGUCACUCUUCUGGUGCUUGAUAAGUCACGGUCAGCGAUGAUGAGAAGUUCUUCUGGAGAACAUGGCAUUGCAAGCGGCGUGGUACAUAGCUCUGGUGUGGCUGAUUUUGAGCUCGAUUCAUGCAUUUCUCUCAACAUUCCAUGUCACCUCAUUAGUGUAUACUAGCUUCCUGAAUCGCAAUGGCCUCUCAGUUAGUCCUGGUCAUUUCAGAAUUUACUGGAGUGGCUGUGGUACUUGGGUACAUCGCCUAGCCACGAUUCCCGGUCUCCGCACCUGGUUUAAUGCUGGUAGCGUUGUCAGCGCCAUACUUCUGAUCGCUUCCUUACCUGUUCUGGCUGUUUUGCUCCUGCAAACCUUCCAACAGCCACCUGAGCAAGCAAUCCUAAAACCAGUUAUUCCCGGGGUCAAUGUGCCAUGGAGCCAGAUGGUAUACGUCGCCUUGACGAUUUUUGUGUGUGCUGUGCUACAUGAACUUGGUCAUGCCGUCGCAGCUGUGAAAGAGCAAGUGCGCGUUGAUGGCUACGGCGUGUUCGUGUUUCUCAUCUAUCCCGGCGCGUUUGUUGAUCUUCAUGAAGAGCACAUGGCCGUCAUAUCCACUCUUAGGCGACUGAGGAUCUAUUCAGCCGGUGUCUGGCAUAACUUUGUGCUGGCUGCACUUGGUGGUGCGUUAGUGGUGUGCAUGCCAACGCUAAUGUCCCCGCUCUUUGCAACUGGACAAGGUGCUGUAGUCGUCAAUGUCAAGCAGGAAUCCGCACUGUAUGGGGCGCUGCCUGUUGGCACACAAAUCACUCAGAUCAGUGGCUGCCCAAUUGAAUCGGUCCCUCACUUUGCCAGCUGCAUCCGGCGCAUCUAUUCUAUGGACAUUGGUUAUUGCCUGCGCUUGGACCAUGUCCAAAAGCAGCAACGGCUGCAGAACCACCCGAUUGGGAGCGAGUCCACGCAAGCACCACACGAUUGCUGUGGACCUAGUCAGUCUGAUGUGUGCUUUGCCUAUGAGAGCAGUCAAAUGCACCAGGGGUCGGUGUGCCUGAAUGCACGGAACGUUACAGCUAACAGGAUUUGUCGCUCUGCUCGGCACUGUAUUUCCCACAAUGAUGACAUCAACCAACUUCCAAUGGUGUUAGGUAGUCUGCCAUUUGUGUGUGCCAAGCCUCAGCUGGACCCCACCAGCCGCCUUCUCCGAAUCCAGCACUCCUUGGGAGAGGAUGUCAUGUUUGAGGGAAAUCCUUAUUUAGUAUUUUAUCAAGUGCAUGCUACCAACUACAGCCCGCGCUGGCGGUGGGCCUCCUCUUUACGCUACCUGCCUGUGUUCCUGGAGUUCUGCGGUGUGUACUUGAUGUCCAUUUCUUCAGCUCUCUGUUUUCUGAACGUGGUACCUGUCUAUUAUCUUGACGGUCACUGGGUGUUGAUCACCCUAAUCGAACACUUCCUGCCAGCUUAUGUUCCCAGCCAGCGCGCUCGGAACAAAUUUGCGCACGCUGUGCUGACAAUCGGCACUAUACUGCUCUCAGCCAAUGUCCUUGUGGCAUUGGUUGGUGUUCUAAGAUAACACCUACUGUCUUGUUGAGGCUCUGCUCGGUUGGGACUCUCGUUGCAAACAUGUCGUUGCAGGUCAACGGUGCCGCAGCCUCGCAGUGUCUCGAUCUUCAUUAUCAUGAGACAGGAACAAUGAAUGGAGCUUUAUCUCUUGAGAAUGUUGGAAUAUACGGUCCUACUUGAUACACUUUAGUGCAAAUCAUACGAUCAUGUCAUGUUAGAUUCUAUCUUUCAAUCUGUCGCCAGCAAAUCCCUUGGUUUUUGGCUGAAUUAUUUUGAUGACCAACCUACACGAAUUAGUGAAAUGAGUUUCAUGAGAUGCUUUCCAUACACUCCAGGAAUUUCUAGCUUCCGGGUGUAGCUUCUGUCGUGGUUCUGUUUACAACACUAGAUGUGCUAACCUGUGGCAGUACUGUUGCAAAAUUCCGUUCGAGAAUUAUUUGCGCUCGUUGUAUUUGGUUCUUGUCCUGUAGAGUCCAAUGUCUGAUGUCAUAAUGGUCUAAGUGUACGUGCGAGUGUGGUGUGAUGUGUGACGCGUAUGGUAUGUGGUGCAUAACUUACAAGAGUACGCGUUGUCAGGCCAGGGUGUGAGAAUCUGCUUCCGUCUAUGCGAGAGUGACUGUCAAGUGAAUGUCGUGCAUGCGCAGUGCUAGUUUGGACUGGGAGUGAGAGUGAUGUGUGAUUCGUCCGUGGCCCGGUCUGGUUGUCUUGUUGGUCUUGGUCAUGUGUUCUGUACUUUGAAGUACAUAUUGGUCGUCCCGAUUUGUCUCCGCUUUAUUACUGCUUGUUCUUUGUUGUUUCUUGGUGUCUUUUCCCGUUGUCUUUUUGUUGAGUCUUGUUUCGUCUUUCUCCUCCUGCGCCCUUGCCGUUUAUUGUUGAGAAGUGAAUAUUGAAACUAACAGAACGGUGUGUUGUCUUUUGGCGGGGGCCAGGGGGAGAAGGCAUUUCCAUUUCAGUACUCCUCAAUCGAUCACAGACACCUGUUCAUGGUGUCUUUGUACUUGUUCAGCAUACUAGCACAUGACUUCUAUACUCAGUCUCCCUGCCCAUUCUAUCAUCAUCGUCUGCUGCAUCCAUUACAACUCUCUGAGUAAUGCAGAACACUCAAAUCCUAUUACCGGUAUAUUAUAGGAUUGCCACAAACACUGACAUAUCCUCAAAUGUCUCGAUGGGUCAAGGGAAAAAUACUGCGACUCUUACAAAUUCUGAAGUGAGCGAACUGAUGCUGCAUAUGCUGCUGCAAGCGCUGCCCAUCUACCUUACAGUGAAAUUUAGCCUUUUUUCUUUCUUUUUUAGGCACACCAUUUGAAGUUUUGAACCGUUGA